Messenger RNA from Quercus robur (English oak), 1267 nucleotides. Its product is annotated as psbP domain-containing protein 1, chloroplastic. NCBI's taxonomy places the organism in Eukaryota, Viridiplantae, Streptophyta, Magnoliopsida, Fagales, Fagaceae. Bases 97 to 969 code for a protein of 290 amino acids. The transcript has 4 exons. Gene Ontology annotation, biological process: photosynthesis. The record is from RefSeq and is a predicted model, not a curated record. Gene Ontology annotation, molecular function: calcium ion binding. Gene Ontology annotation, cellular component: photosystem II oxygen evolving complex; extrinsic component of membrane; photosystem II.
CCUCUGUUUUAGAGUGAUCUCCAUCCAUAGUCUCUAUUCUCCACCUCACUUCAUUCUUCCCUUCCUUUUUUUUUUUUCUCUCUCUCUGAGUCUGAAAUGACCACCACCAUUAUCUUGAACUCGCUCCUUCCUCCUCCUCCUCAGACUCACUCACCCUCCGGGUUAACUCGUUACACGACGUCGUUCCCUCUCCGCUACUCAACUACCAUUUCUUGCAAUGUUCAAACGAAUAUAUCAUGGUGCAGUCAAGUAGGAGACAGGAGGUUGUUUGCAUUUGGCAGGUACAAAAGUGUUCAUUAUCAAAUGGAUGAGACUAAAGCUUUUGCAGUUCCUAGGAGGAAUGCAGUGGCCUUGAUUUUGUCAAGUUAUUUCUUCUCAGGAGUUGGUUUGCAUGAUGCUGCAUUUGCUCAACCAUCCAUUGGACUCAGAGAAUACAUAGAUACUUUUGAUGGUUAUUCAUUCAGGUACCCUCAGAACUGGAUUCCAGUCCGAGGUGCUGGGGCUGACAUAUUUUUCAGGGACCCUUAUGUUCUUGAUGAAAAUAUUUCUGUGGAGUUGUCCUCUCCCUCAUCCUCCAGGUACAAGAGUGUUGAAGACUUGGGUCCACCUCAAGAAGCUGGAGAGAAAGUACUUAAGCAGUACUUGACAGAGUUCAUGUCUACCAGGCUUGGCGUCAAGCGUGAAUCAAAUAUUCUAUCUACAUCUUCCAGAGUUGCUGAUGAUGGGAGAAUUUACUAUCAAGUUGAGGUAAACAUAAAGUCAUAUGCAAGCAACAAUGAACUGGCUGUUAUGCCUCAAGACCGUGUGGUUAGUUUGGAAUGGGACCGGCGCUACCUUUCAGUUCUUGGAGUUGAAAACAACCGGCUGUACGAAUUGAGACUGCAAACACCUGAAAAUGUAUUCUUGGAAGAGGAAAAUGAUCUUCGCCAAGUCAUGGAUUCCUUUAGGGUAAACAAGGUGGUUGGUUAACCGAUGAUACCUUUAAAAAUUUUUGUUCCCCCCAUGCAUUGUGCUGAGUUUGUAUUGAGCAGUAAUGAUAAAGAGGAGAAUAUCAAAACUCUUGGUAGGAAAAGCUUUCUUUCAUAUGAAUUUAAUUGAGUGGAAACUGAAGACAGAUUAACUCAACAUGACUAAUUUGGGUUUCUUCAAAUGUAACUGGGCUUGCGCAGGAACAAACUGUGAAAGGAGAGAUUGAUUCACCAGAUAAUGAUAAAUCUUGGUGCUCUGAAAGAGUAACUCAACAUGACCAAUUUCAUUUCCCUCCAAA